Molecule: messenger RNA, 729 nt
Organism: Ophidiomyces ophidiicola
Lineage: Eukaryota; Fungi; Ascomycota; Eurotiomycetes; Onygenales; Onygenaceae
Exons: 2
Coding region: 1-729 (242 amino acids)
Source: RefSeq, a predicted model, not a curated record
AUGGCGUUAGACCCCGCCCAGGUGCUCGAGACUAUUCAAAAUGGGUUCGUCGUUUUCCCGGUCUGCCUAGGGUCAACCCCAUCACGAAGCGCAAAGCACAGCCUAAGUGGCCCCGUCGACUUGCACGCACAAGGCUUUCAUGAAGACUCUCAACCCUUUUUUAGUCGUGGCUACCACCGGCGCUGCGACCGACCAAACCCCAGAACCAUGCCCCCUGGUAUUGAAGGUGCAAAUGUGUUCCUCAGAUCAGGAUCCCUGGCCAAUACCACGGUUGAAGAACAUGGAAUGCGGCUAGAGCGAUCGGAUGCGGAUACGAUCAUUCCCGAUACAGAGCCCAGCGGCUUCUUGGCCAUAUCCUUCUUCACUUAUAACAAUACAAUGAUGGAAAAAUAUCCCGUGGAAGCCAUCGAGAACGCGAUUGCAGGCAUCUGGGAACAUGGGGAUCAGAUUAAAGAGAGAUACUGCAAACAACACAAAUGUCAAGAGUUCCUUGCCUGCAACCCAGAACCGUUUCUGCUAUUUCCAUCUCAAUGCGAUGAUCCGGAUGAUGAUGAUAAAACCUUGGAUUGGUGCCGGUGCACACAUUGGAAUAACCCCAGGCCAGUUGAAUGUCAAGCUGGGAGGGACAUCUUGAAACAUGUCAGCCGUGUUGUAAAAAAGGGGUAUCAUGAUGAACUUGGCGGUUGUUAUCCGGUGGAAUUAAGACCUUCAUGGUACUUUGAUGAGUGA